This is a messenger RNA of Phaeodactylum tricornutum CCAP 1055/1, 783 nucleotides long. RefSeq lists its product with no specific name. The record is from RefSeq and is a predicted model, not a curated record. The transcript has a single exon. Lineage: Eukaryota; Bacillariophyta; Bacillariophyceae; Surirellales; Neidiaceae. Bases 1 to 783 code for a protein of 260 amino acids.
AUGAGAGUAUUGACCUUUCUGUUGACCGUGCUUUUACUCUCAGUCCAGGGAGAUGCAACUGACAGUUCGUACGGUAGUGAAACGUAUAAUAAUACGUUUGCGGUAUGUUCGGACUCCGUAAUCAUCGUAGAACAGAUGUCGAUCGUCUGCGACAGUCCUGGGGCUUACUAUUACGGAAGUAAGAAUUACCGCAACUCAGCAACAUGUCGCGCCAAUGAUAAGGCUCGACUGCAGCUACUCUUGCAAAUUACGCAGAAUUUGGAGGUAGACUCGUACAUUGAGUUGUAUGUAAAAGGGUACGGUACCGUGGAGGACGCAACACUAUAUUCGAGCGAUCCUUUGUGUGACACAUUGACACCAGCAAGUGGGAAGGUAUGCCCUUCUGCAGGCUAUUACAAGUUAUCGGAAUCUUUCUGGUGGGGAAGUCAGAGCGACAGCUACAAUUACACAUUUACUCCUCACGUGACUCUCGGAAUGAAGUCUAAGAAGAGCAAGAACAACUACGAUCUCGGUGGAGCAAACACUGAUCGUUGUUCGGGGAAUACAUUUGUCAACUGGACUACAGGUGUACGGAAGUCUGCGUCCAAUACACUGUUUUCAUUUUUCGUGACUUUUGGAAUUUUACUUGUGAGCGUCCUUUCCAUACUAGCGAUGGGCUACUUCAUUUUGCGUCAGUCCAAAGCAAAAUCGACAGCACUCUUAGAAGAAGAAGAGGACAACAAAAACAACGAAUAUCACAAAAUCGCCAUGCUUGGGAAUAACAAGACUCUCGUCAACGUCUAA